AUUAUUCACACCGCUUGCCUCGACAACUCCAUUGGAGCAUCAUUCCUCACCUCUUUACCAUCGAGAAACAUCGAAUAAUAUAGUUCAUCAACAGUCAUGCAACGCGGCGAUUCCCUUAAUUCCCCCUUCGUUCCAUUUUCCCCCAACCCCUCUAUUCAACAAGGGACCCCAACAUCAACCCCUCCGCUGAAGCAUACACUCUCUUCAUCAACUUCCUCCAAUCUCCGCUACUCCUCCUCACGCAAAUCCAUAUAUGACCGCCACCUUAACCGGUCCCAGAGGUCUGAGCUUUCCAAAGCCAGUUUCGCAUUCCUAUUCGGAGAGAUGGUGCAAUAUGCUCAAAAGCGAGUAAAUGGUAUUGCAGACCUUGAGAAAAAGCUCAACCUCCACGGUUACUCAAUUGGCCAGCGAUUGUUGGAACUUUUACUUUGGCGUGAGGGCCGUAGUGCAAAGCGCGAGACACGCAUCCUAGGGAUACUCCAGUUCAUAACUACUACAGUCUACCGCUCUAUCUUCAAUAAACCGGCGGACGGGUUGGAGAAAUCUCGAGACAAUGAGGAUGAAUAUAUGCUCAUCGACAAUGAUCCUAUGGUUAACUCUUACAUAUCGGUUCCCAAGGAAAUGUCACAGCUGAACUGCGCAGCAUUCGUCGCAGGAAUUAUUGAAGCUGUCUUAGACGGUUGUCUUUUUCCGGGGAGAGUCACAGCUCAUAGUGUCCCUACGGAGCAGUUACCAGCAAAGACAGUGUUUUUGAUAAAAUUUGAUGAGUCCGUCAUAGAGCGGGAGUCGGUACUGGGCUAGUCAUACCAAUUUCUUUUGUACUAAGCUUUAUUUUAUUUACAAAGGGAGGCAUCUUGGCGUGGGCGUUCAGGGAAAAUUUGCGUUGCAUUCAAGCAUUAUUACAUUUUUGUGAAUGAUUG
Molecule: messenger RNA, 920 nt
Organism: Tuber melanosporum (Perigord truffle)
Lineage: Eukaryota; Fungi; Ascomycota; Pezizomycetes; Pezizales; Tuberaceae
Exons: 3
Coding region: 97-801 (234 amino acids)
Biological process (GO): endoplasmic reticulum to Golgi vesicle-mediated transport
Cellular component (GO): TRAPPI protein complex; TRAPPII protein complex; TRAPPIII protein complex
Source: RefSeq, a predicted model, not a curated record